This is a messenger RNA of Pteropus alecto (black flying fox), 892 nucleotides long. RefSeq names its product heparan sulfate-glucosamine 3-sulfotransferase 6 (gene HS3ST6). NCBI's taxonomy places the organism in Eukaryota, Metazoa, Chordata, Mammalia, Chiroptera, Pteropodidae. The coding region runs from base 156 to 764 and encodes 202 amino acids. The record is from RefSeq and is a predicted model, not a curated record. The transcript has 2 exons. Gene Ontology annotation, molecular function: [heparan sulfate]-glucosamine 3-sulfotransferase activity.
GCUUCCCGCAGGCACUCAUCGUGGGUGUGAAGAAGGGCGGCACGCGCGCCCUGCUGGAGUUUUUGCGCCUGCACCCUGACGUCCGCGCGCUGGGCUCCGAGCCCCACUUCUUCGACAGGUGGUACGAGCGCGGCCUCGCCUGGUACCGGAGCCUGAUGCCACGUACCCUGGACGGACAGAUCACCAUGGAGAAGACCCCCAGCUACUUUGUGACUCGUGAGGCUCCUCGCCGCAUCCAUGGCAUGUCCCCAGACAUGAAGCUGAUCGUGGUAGUGCGGAACCCCGUGACUCGGGCCAUCUCUGACUAUGCGCAGACGCUGUCCAAGACCCCAGGCCUGCCCAGCUUCCGUGCCCUGGCCUUCCGCCACGGCCUGGGCCCAGUGGACACAGCCUGGAGUGCUGUGCGCAUCGGCCUCUACGCUCAGCACCUGGACAACUGGCUGCGUUACUUUCCCCUGUCGCACUUCCUGUUUGUCAGUGGCGAGCGCCUGGUCAGUGACCCAGCUGGAGAGGUUGGCCGCGUGCAGGAUUUUCUGGGCCUCAAACGGGUUGUCACAGACAAGCACUUCUACUUCAAUGCCACCAAAGGGUUCCCUUGCCUCAAGAAGGCCCAGGGGAGCAGCCAUCCCCGCUGCUUGGGCAAGUCCAAGGGUCGGCCCCACCCCCGAGUGCCCGAGGCUUUGGUCCAGCGCCUGCGGGAUUUCUAUAGGCCCUUCAACCACAAGUUCUAUCAGAUGACCGGCCAGGACUUCGGCUGGGACUGAGAGGCCAGGCCAGCUCAUGUCCUGCCUGGGGACACUCAGUAAUCUUAAUUUAUGUCUGUUAUCUGGCUAGAGCAGGCUGUGUGCACAUUCUGGGUAGAGAGAACUAUUUAAAAAAUAAAGUUUGGAUC